AUGUCGAAUCUGAAUGAACAGGCACAAGCAGCCCAGUUUCAAGAACAUAAGCCGGGGCCUGUGCCGAGUGCUACGGACGGAGGAGACACAUCGGGCCUGACCCUAGCUGAAAGAGAGGAGCGUGAACUUCAACAAGCGGUGGCCAUGUCAUUGAAUCAGAAUCUUGGACACCAGGAGUCAGGGAUCACGAGCAUCAGCCAAACGAAUUUCAGCAAAGCAACGCGGGAUCAUUACGACGAAGGUGCCUGGGCGAUGACUCUCUUCAAUUCGAGUGCGCAAGAGAUUGUCAUCAGUCCAGAUCCAGCAGACCGCAGAAGGAUACCCGAUGAGCCCGCAUUUUUGCGCCCAUCCCAUGAUAAUUUGUAUCUGGGUGGUUUAUUGACGAUUCUGCAUUCCAUUCCUUUGGCAAGAGAGGCACUAUUACUCCGAAAAAAAUUACUUCCGAACUAUGGUCAUGACCCGCAAUGGUGGAAUGGGCAACCCAUCAACUUGCCGAAGAUAGUUACUGUGCAAGAUGUACAAGACGGCAACACUGACUGGGACGACAUCAUUCACGAAACACAGAGAUUGAUGGCAUUUUUGGAUUCGACAAGUCGCGCUUUCGGAAGUGCGGAUGCGCUCUCAACUUUGAAAAUAAUGUCUUCGUACGAUGCUGAAACCAACAUCAGUAGAUACUUGGAAUCGUGGCAAGAAUCUGCAGUCCGUGCAGAUCCUGGAAACCAACUGGCUACUGUAUUUUUGUCAAAUGCAUAUAAGCGCCCUCUUACGGUCUAUGAUACGCCAAUCCAGAAGGAAUUCUUUACCCUCGAUCCCUACGUGGAGCCGAACCAUGGCCAGACCCUCUAUGAUGUUUUAGAUCGCACUGUCUGGUCAGACAGACCAGGGGAAGAGUUGGAUGAUGUGUGGCUGGAACAUGUCGCGGAAAUUCUCACGAUCAAAUUGGAGAGCUCCGACCCGGCAAAGUCCGUGGAUGUGCAAAUCCCUGCGGUCUUCUACCCAGAUCGGUACCUUGCCAGUUGCCGGGACAGAGCGCGCGAUUUUCGCGCGCGGAGACUGCAGGUCUACGACGAGAUCUCCAAAUUGGAGAAGUUGAUGAAUCGCUUCUCGAUUUCGAAAUCAGUCUUCCACAAGGGCCUCGGGUUAAGAGAUAUACUGGAGAAAGCUGCCGUUGCUACAUCAUUGACCCUGCCCAAGAGCGUUGCGAAUGGAGCAAGCGAACUAGCUCUGACCCCUGAAGCAGCAGAGGCAGAAGCGCAAAGGUUAGCGACUGAAUUGAGAAGCCUCUCAAGCAGGAUUGAAGGCAAGCUUCAAGAGCUGGAGGAUAAGAAGCAGAAAGCUGUCGAGACACUUCGAAGCUAUUCUAAAUUUCUUACCGAGCCUUCAGACUCACCUACGGAGUCGCCGCAUCACAGAUACACCUUGCGAGGCGUCUGUACCGAGCCACAUAUAAUCUAUGUCCUCAGGCCCGCAACCUUAAGCGAUACGGGAAUAGCCACACAGAAUGGCCCUACCGCCGAUGAUAACUGGCAGUGGUGGCGAAUCAGCUUUUCCACGGAGGACGCAAAGGCCCGCCAGGCAGAGUUGAAUCAGGCCGGGAGAUCUGCUCCCAAUAAUGCCGAUGUCGUCGGAUACACUGCGCAUAAGGUUCGAGAGGUGGAAGUUCUCCGUGCUGCUCGCGAAGAGUCUAAGAAUGUUCUCCUUGUCUAUGCUAAUGCCAAUGCGAUGAGCGUUCGGGUCGACCCAGUGCCGUCGGAACUUCAGGCCUUUGUGGAUGCAGAUAAUCAGGCAUUCGAAGCAGAGUUCAAAGAAGCCUACGCUGAAGGCCUGGCCGGAAAUCAAGUAUCAGACACAGAUAUCGCCAUAGAUCAUGGCAGAUCUUCUGCUAUUGAACCACAAAAUCAAGAGACUGCUGAUCGGCAAGUGAACGUCUUCGACUAUGAGAUCCCAUCUUUAGAUGAUGGCACGGAGCCAGGGCAGGAGAUGCAGGAAAGGGGGGGAUCCGGCUUACUGAGCGCAGCUGGCGCUAUACAACCAUCUCAAUCCAUGGACUCGGCAUGA
This is a messenger RNA of Aspergillus clavatus NRRL 1, 2058 nucleotides long. RefSeq lists its product as uncharacterized. Gene Ontology annotation, cellular component: cytosol; nucleus. The record is from RefSeq and is a predicted model, not a curated record. Bases 1 to 2058 code for a protein of 685 amino acids. Lineage: Eukaryota; Fungi; Ascomycota; Eurotiomycetes; Eurotiales; Aspergillaceae. The transcript has 4 exons. Gene Ontology annotation, biological process: protein deubiquitination.